Callithrix jacchus (white-tufted-ear marmoset) is the source of this 2493-nucleotide messenger RNA. RefSeq names its product Jun proto-oncogene, AP-1 transcription factor subunit (gene JUN). Gene Ontology annotation, cellular component: transcription regulator complex. The record is from RefSeq and is a predicted model, not a curated record. Gene Ontology annotation, molecular function: transcription factor binding; RNA polymerase II cis-regulatory region sequence-specific DNA binding; DNA-binding transcription factor activity, RNA polymerase II-specific. Gene Ontology annotation, biological process: regulation of transcription by RNA polymerase II; regulation of cell cycle; regulation of cell population proliferation. Lineage: Eukaryota; Metazoa; Chordata; Mammalia; Primates; Cebidae.
CUUAAUUAACCCUGCGCUCCCAGGAGCGAGUUGGUGAGUAGGGCGCAGCGGGGACGACUGCCAGCAGGCGCGCACGCUCUUAGAGAAACUUUCCCCGCCAAAGGCCCGGGGGGACGCGGGUGUACCCCGCUUGCCAGAGCGCUGUUGCGGCCCCGAAACUUCUGCGCGCAGCCCAAACUAACCUCACGUGAAGUGACGGACUGUUCUAUGACUGCAAAGAUGGAAACGACCUUCUAUGACGAUGCCCUCAACGCCUCGUUCCUCCAGUCCGAGAGCGGAGCUUAUGGCUACAGUAACCCCAAGAUCCUGAAACAGAGUAUGACCCUGAACCUGGCCGACCCAGUGGGGAGCCUGAAGCCGCACCUUCGCGCCAAGAACUCGGACCUCCUCACCUCGCCCGACGUGGGGCUGCUCAAGCUGGCGUCUCCCGAGCUGGAGCGCCUCAUCAUCCAGUCCAGCAAUGGGCACAUUACCACCACGCCGACCCCCACCCAGUUCUUGUGCCCCAAGAACGUGACAGACGAGCAGGAGGGCUUCGCCGAGGGUUUCGUGCGCGCCCUGGCCGAGCUGCACAGCCAGAACACACAUCCCAGCGUCACGUCGGCGGCGCAGCCGGUCAGCGGGGCGGGCAUGGUGGCUCCCGCGGUGGCCUCGGUGGCGGGGGGCAGUGGCAGCGGCGGCUUCAGCGCCAGCCUGCACAGCGAGCCGCCGGUCUACGCCAACCUCAGCAACUUCAACCCCGGAGCGCUGAGCAGCGGCGGCGGGGCGCCCUCCUACGGCGCGGCCGGCCUGGCCUUUCCCGCGCAACCCCAGCAGCAGCAGCAGCCGCCGCAGCCGCCCCACCACUUGCCCCAGCAGAUGCCGGUGCAGCACCCGCGACUGCAGGCCCUGAAGGAGGAGCCUCAGACAGUGCCCGAGAUGCCCGGCGAGACGCCGCCCCUGUCCCCCAUCGACAUGGAGUCCCAGGAGCGGAUCAAGGCAGAGAGGAAGCGCAUGAGGAACCGCAUCGCUGCCUCCAAGUGCCGAAAAAGGAAGCUGGAGAGAAUCGCCCGGCUGGAGGAAAAAGUGAAAACCUUGAAAGCUCAGAACUCGGAGCUGGCGUCCACGGCCAACAUGCUCAGGGAACAGGUGGCACAGCUUAAACAGAAAGUCAUGAACCACGUUAACAGUGGGUGCCAACUCAUGCUAACGCAGCAGUUGCAAACGUUUUGAAGAGAGACUGUCGGGGACUGAGGGGCAACGGAGAAAAAAAUAACAGAGACAGACUUGAGAACUUGACAAGUUGCAGCGGAGAGGAAAAAGAAGUGUCCGAGAACUAAAGCCAAGGGUAUCCAAGUUGGACUGGGUUGCGUCCUGACGGCGCCCCCAGUGUGCACGAGUGGGAAGGACUUGGCGCGCCCUCCCUUGGCGUGGAGCCAGGGAGCGGCCGUCUGCGGGCUGCCCGGCUUUGCGGAUGGGCUGUCCCCGCGCGAACGGAACGUUAGACUUUUCGUUAACAUUGACCAAGAACUGCAUGGACCUAACAUUCGAUCUCAUUCAGUAUUAAAGGGGGGAGGGGGAGGGGGUUACAAACUGCAAUAGAGACUGUAGAUUGCUUCUGUAGUACUCCUUAAGAACACAAAGCGUGGGGGGGAGGGUUGGGGAGGGGCGGCUGGAGGGAGGUUUGUGAGAGCGAGGCUGAGCCUGCAGAUGAACUCUUUCUGGCCUGCCUUCGUUAACUGUGUAUGUACAUAUAUAUUUUUUUUAAUUUGAUGAAAGCUGAUUACUGUCAAUAAACAGCUUCAUGCCUUUGUAAGUUAUUUCUUGUUUGUUUGUUUGGGUGUCCUGCCCAGUGUUGUUUGUAAAUAAGAGAUUUGGAGCACUCUGAGUUUACCAUUUGUAAUAAAGUAUAUAAUUUUUUUAUGUUUUGUUUCUGAAAAUUCCAGAAAGGAUAUUUAAGAAAAUGCAAUAAACUAUUGAAAAGUACUCCCCUAACCUCUUUUCUGCAUCAUCUAUAGAUACUAGCUAUCUAAGUGGAGUUGAAAGUUAAGAAUGUCAAUUAAAAUCUCUCUCAGUGCUUCUUACUAUCAAGCAGUAAAAACUGUUCUCUAUUAGACUUUAGAAAUAAAUGUACCUGAUGCUAUGGUCAGGUUAUAUACUCUUCCCCCAGCUGUCUAUAUGGAAUUGCUUACCAAAGGAUGGUUCGAUGUUUCAGGAGGCUGGAAGAACGGGUUGGGGGGUUGCAGUGAAGAGGGACGGCCCACUGGGAACUCAAACAUUUCAAAGUUUGAGAUUGUAUCAAGUGGCAUGUGCUGUGACCAUUUAUAAUGUUAGUAGAAAUUUAACAAUAGAUGCUUAUUCUCAAAGCCAGAAUAGGUGGCAGAUUUUACAAAAAAUGUAUCCUUCCAAUUUGGAAUCUUCUCUUUGACAAUUCCUAGAUAAAAAAGAUGGCCUUUGCUUAUGAAUAUUUAUAACAGCAUUCUUGUCACAAUAAAUGUAUUCAAAUACCAAUAA